UUCUAGGAAAUCGAUAAGCAUUAAAAUGAAGCAGGCGGCGGGCCAACUCUCCACUCCUCACUAGGUAAACGUAUAAAGAAACCCUGUUCUUCGAUAAUGCAGAACCCCUCGCCGAAUUCCGACCUGCCAUCACUCGCCGCCGUCAAGGUCCGUUCCUCAUCGCCGCGGUUCCCUCCCCCCACCACUCCCUUGUCCACCGAGACACCCACGGCCAACGCCCAGCGAAAGAUUGGCAUCGCUGUCGACCUCAGUGAUGAGUCUGCCUUAGCUGUCAAGUGGGCUGUCCACCACUACCUCCGUCCCGGAGAUGCCGUUGUGUUGGUCCAUGUGAGGCCUACUUCUGUCCUUUACGGUGCUGAUUGGGGUUCCGUUGAUCUAUCAAUUGUCGACACUGAGGAUGUGGAGUCUCAGCAGAAGCUUGAGGACGAUUUUGAUACUUUUACGACCACUAAGGCCUCUGAUCUGGCCCAGCCCCUCGUGGAGGCUCAAAUCCCAUUCAAAAUUCACAUUGUGAAAGACCAUGACAUGAAGGAGAGGCUUUGCUUGGAAGUGGAGAGGCUUGGAUUAAGUGCUGUUAUUAUGGGCAGCCGGGGAUUUGGCGCCACGAAGAAGGGGAACAAUGGGAGGCUCGGGAGCGUCAGCGAUUACUGUGUGAGACAUUGUGUUUGUCCUGUUGUCGUCGUGAGGUAUCCUGAAGAGAAGGAUAGUGAAGGAGGGGACAAGCCUGUUGUGCCUUCGACUUCUGCAGGGGAGAACGACAAUGAUGCUACCCAUGAUUGCAAAGAUAUUUAAUUCAAACUUGAGUCCAGGACAUCCUCUUAAGGCAGCAGUAUGCAGAAGGAAUCACAAUCCUCGAGCUAUAUUUUAGUUGACAAGAAUCGUUCAGAUUUACUUGAUGUAUGGAGUAAUAUUGUGUCUAUAAACAGUCGCUCUCUGUGUCAUCAUUACUAGCAUCUUUGAUGUGUUUUCUUUCUCUAUUAGCAUUAACAGUUUUAUUAUGCUGCAAUUUUUAAAUCGUUGCAAUCCAUGUGUACCUCUUCUCAUAAAACUGCUGCUAUUUUUCUAGAAUUUCCAUCCAGACAUGCAAGUUGCUUUUAUCUUCAACUCAAAUCUGAUUUGAAGAUUUGUCUUGGGAUAAAAUUUCAGUUUUGCUGUUUUUUGCCAACCAAUGAGGGCCAACCGGCUCUAUGCAGCAGCAGAGAGCCUAGACUUUGGCUCCUCUCUAGGCUUGGAGGAAGACCUUCCUGGCGCCAGACCUAUUGACCAGGCCUGGAGCCAUUUAAUUUGCUUUUCAGUUGAAAGCCUGUCCCGUUCGAUCAUGAACUAAGCUGGGCCUCUCUCAACCAACCCACAAGGGUUUGAUCAUCAUGGUCUGCCCAUAACGUGUGUCAAGCUGCUUUGGGGACUCGGCACAAUUUGAUAUGUAUCUAGCCUCAGCAUUUAAGAAUGGAUAAUCAAUUCUUUAUUUCAAUAUGUUAAGGCGUUUGAAAGUAGACACGAUUAUUUGUGUAGGGACAAUUGCUAGGAUUAGAGUUGCUCUGUGGUCCAUGUGUUAAAGAGAAGUCCUUUGCUGAGGUCCCUUCUGAUCCUAAGCACUAACAAUUCAAUGUAUUUUGUAUAUCGCCUUCUUGGAUUGGAUAAUAUUCUCUGCGAAUUGUAAUUUCUAGUGACGGUUUCUUGAA
Olea europaea var. sylvestris is the source of this 1682-nucleotide messenger RNA. Its product is annotated as universal stress protein PHOS32-like. NCBI's taxonomy places the organism in Eukaryota, Viridiplantae, Streptophyta, Magnoliopsida, Lamiales, Oleaceae. Bases 97 to 792 code for a protein of 231 amino acids. The transcript is spliced from 3 exons. The record is from RefSeq and is a predicted model, not a curated record.